GCUUUUGCACUCUUCUCAAUUCCUUCCCGCUAUAAACGCAGCGCUGCAAAGGCUUCCCUCCCCUAAGUCUUCAGCAUUCAACUUCGCCCGUGUCGUCUGCGGUCAACCGCUGCCUCCACCCGCCAUGGACCCCAACUGCUCCUGUGCCACAGAUGGAAGCUGCUCCUGCGCUGGCUCCUGCAAGUGCAAAGACUGCAAAUGCUCCUCCUGCAAGAAGAGCUGCUGCUCCUGCUGCUCCCAGGGCUGUGCCAAGUGCUCCCAGGGCUGCAUCUGCAAAGAGGCUUCAGACAAGUGCAGCUGCUGUGCCUGAAGUGGGGGUGCCCACAAUUGCCUGUAAAUAGAGCAACGUGUACAAACCCUGUCCCUUUUUACAACCCUGAGCCGUUCUCCACACUUUUCUACAAAGAUGUAACUGACAAUAAAAGUUGAUUUGAUUAA
This is a messenger RNA of Meriones unguiculatus (Mongolian gerbil), 438 nucleotides long. RefSeq names its product metallothionein-2-like. Gene Ontology annotation, molecular function: metal ion binding. The record is from RefSeq and is a predicted model, not a curated record. Bases 125 to 310 code for a protein of 61 amino acids. Lineage: Eukaryota; Metazoa; Chordata; Mammalia; Rodentia; Muridae. The transcript is spliced from 3 exons.